Molecule: messenger RNA, 1413 nt
Organism: Paramecium tetraurelia
Lineage: Eukaryota; Ciliophora; Oligohymenophorea; Peniculida; Parameciidae
Exons: 5
Molecular function (GO): phosphoprotein phosphatase activity
Source: RefSeq, a predicted model, not a curated record
AUGUUAAACUAAAAUAUUAAAUCUGUUACAUCGCGAUAGGAAGUUAAACCAAUCAAAGCCAAUAUCACAAGAGAAUAAUUUCAAACCCUAACCAAUCUCUAUUCCAUAGGCAAAGGAAAGAAUAUUGAACGAGAUCGAAAUCACUAAUAGCCACAACCCUCUAACUAAUAACAAACCAUCACACCCAGAAAUAAUACACCAUAAUCAUGUAGAACUGCAUAAGAAAUGAAAUAUUUUUUGUAUUAAAAAAACAAUCUGAAAGAACAAGCAAAGAUGUAAAAUAAUUCAUAAGUAUUGCCUAAAACGAAAAAUAGUUUGCAUCGUAAUUUUUCAUAAUUGGAAAAGUCGGCUAGUGCCUUACUUACACCUAUCAUUUAAACAACCACAACCCCUUAAUCUAAAUAGAAGAAAUAUAAUCUAAUGUCAAUCGAUCAAAGAUUUCCAUCUAAUAAAUUUGCUUAAUAAAUUGCAUAACAAUUGAAAGGAAAGAAAGAUAACAACAAGAAAGAUAAUCUAAAAGUUAGCUUAGAUGAUUUCAUCACUCAAGUGAGUAGACCAAACAAAAAGCUCAUCUCCCCUUUCAAAUAAACUAAGUCUUUAUCUCCAUCCACUAGAGUUGAAUCAGCCAAGCCCAGAAAAUAAAUAUAUUAUAUCACUUCGCUCGUUGAAGCGUUUAAACAUUAAUAUCCUCAAACAUCUGAGCAAUAAUUAUUCAGAGAUCAUGCAGUUCAAACAUUCAAUUGUGUUGGCUUCUGCAUGAAUCUCAAAGAAUCAGAUCAAUAAAUAAUUCAAUCUAAAAUAUUAAAUUUGCCUCCCAAAUUGAAUUGCAAAUAUUAAAAAACAGUUGUUUUUGAUCUUGAUGAAACAUUGAUUCAUUGCAAUGAAAAUUAAUCACUCAAGGCUGAUGUAUAUAUACCUAUAACAUUCCCCUCAGGUGAUACAGUCUCAGCAGGUAUCAAUAUUAGACCUUAUGCUAAAUGGAUACUUUAAGAAUUAAGUUAAAUAUGUGAAGUGGUUGUCUUCACAGCAUCUCAUUAAUGUUAUGCUAGUUAAGUCAUUUAAUAACUAGAUCCUAAAAAUCAAUUACUUUCAGCUUAACUAUUUAGAGACAAUUGUGUUUUAUCACCUGAUGGAGUGCACAUAAAGGAUCUGAAGAUUUUUAAUAGAGAUCUUAAAGAUAUUGUAUUGGUUGACAAUGCUGCCUAUUCAUUUGGAGUCCAUCUAGAAAAUGGCAUUCCAAUUAUCCCCUAUUAUGAGAAUAAGGAUGAUAAAGAGUUGAAGACUUUAUAUGACUUUUUAGUUGAAUAAGUAUUGCCAGCACCUGAUUGCAGAUUGGUCUUACAAUCCACAUUUAGAUUAAGAGAAUAUUUAAAAUAUAACGAACCUAGACUGGCUAUUGAAAAGCUAUUCUGA